Bacidia gigantensis is the source of this 627-nucleotide messenger RNA. RefSeq lists its product as uncharacterized. The record is from RefSeq and is a predicted model, not a curated record. The transcript is spliced from 2 exons. Bases 1 to 627 code for a protein of 208 amino acids. NCBI's taxonomy places the organism in Eukaryota, Fungi, Ascomycota, Lecanoromycetes, Lecanorales, Ramalinaceae.
AUGAACCCAGAAGACAUAGAUUAUAUACAGGAUAUGGUCAAAGUGUACAUCUCGCGUGGUGUCGACAUCGAAGCCUGGUAUAACGAGGGAUGGACUGCCCUUAAUCACGCCCUGGAUGCAGACAAUUCCCCAGGUUUCCGGACCUCUGUAGAACACGGUGCAGAUACUAACGUUCAGAGCAACGAAAACAAAAGCAUACUCAUGCCAGCAAUUGGCCAGAAUGACCACGAAAUGCUAUCACAUCUUCUCACAUAUGCUUCUAUCGAGAUGAUCAGCUGUAUGGAUCAUCGUGUUCGGGGUAUGCUCCACCACGCUGGCCACCGAGGGAAACGCUGGGAUCCACACACUCUACUCGGACACGGGACCGAACUCCGAGAAUUGGUAGAGAGCUUCCAUUGUCUUUUGAAUGAGUUGAAAGAUUUGUCGAAUCGGCGGCGAAUGUCAAAUUACAAUUUUAAGGGGCUAGCAACUACAGAAGCAGUGGCAGAAGCAAGUGAUGAAGACGAAGAGUUUCUGAGUUGCAAAGAUAAGCAAGAGGCGUUUGAUCGUGAUAAUGUGCCGGCUGUUGAUGCAGGUAGUCAGAACGAAGAAACUGCUAGAGAGGAAGCAUAUACUCGCAGUAAGUAG